CCUCAGGCGCGGCGCAGAGCCCAGCCGCAGGGCGGCGGCGGGAACGCGGGGCGCCGGAUCCACUCCACCCGGGAUCGCUGGGGAAGUUCGCGCUGGCAGCAUGGGGCGGUGACGCCGCACCGGCCUUCCGCUCCUGCCACGGGGCGAGAGCAGGCGGUGGAGAAGGAGGAUGCACCCUCGCCGACGGCUCGCCUCUCGGGGCCGGCGCGCAGGGUAAGCCCCGGGCGCGCCGGGCCGGGGCAGUGGGCACCUUGCAGAACAAGGAGUAGCUGGCUGGCUUUGAACGCGUGGCAGACAUUUCAGAAAGCUUCAAGAUCAAGUUGGGAGAAAAGAACAGUUAUUCUUCCAAAUUUAUCUGCUUCAACUAUAAUCUUAUUGGGAAUGGACAAUGGAAUGUUCUCUAGCUUUAUCAUGAUUAAAAACCUCCUUCUUUUUUGUAUUUCCAUGAACUUAUCCAGUCACUUUGGCUUUUCACAAAUGCCAACCAGUUCUGGAAAAGAUGAGACCAAUGACAACAUCACAAUAUUUACAAGGAUCCUGGAUGGGCUCUUGGAUGGCUAUGACAACAGACUGCGGCCUGGGCUCGGAGAGCGAAUCACUCAGGUGCGGACUGACAUCUACGUCACCAGCUUCGGUCCUGUGUCCGACACCGAAAUGGAAUACACUAUAGAUGUGUUUUUUCGGCAAAGCUGGAAAGACGAAAGGCUUCGGUUCAAGGGGCCCAUGCAGCGCCUCCCUCUCAACAACCUCCUUGCCAGCAAAAUCUGGACCCCAGACACGUUCUUCCACAACGGGAAGAAGUCCAUCGCGCACAACAUGACCACGCCCAACAAGCUGCUGCGCCUGGAGGACGAUGGCACUCUGCUCUACACCAUGCGCUUGACCAUCUCUGCUGAGUGCCCCAUGCAACUUGAAGACUUCCCGAUGGAUGCCCAUGCUUGCCCUCUGAAAUUUGGCAGCUAUGCAUAUCCUAAUUCUGAGGUCGUGUAUGUCUGGACCAAUGGCUCCACCAAGUCUGUGGUGGUGGCAGAAGAUGGCUCUAGACUGAACCAGUACCACCUGAUGGGGCAGACAGUGGGCACUGAGAACAUCAGCACCAGCACAGGUGAAUACACAAUUAUGACGGCCCAUUUCCACCUGAAAAGGAAGAUUGGGUACUUUGUCAUCCAGACCUACCUUCCCUGCAUAAUGACAGUGAUCUUAUCCCAGGUAUCCUUUUGGCUAAACAGAGAAUCCGUCCCAGCCAGGACAGUUUUUGGGGUAACUACUGUGCUCACCAUGACAACACUCAGCAUCAGUGCUCGGAACUCCCUGCCCAAAGUGGCCUAUGCCACCGCCAUGGACUGGUUCAUUGCUGUGUGCUACGCAUUUGUCUUCUCUGCGCUGAUUGAGUUUGCCACAGUCAACUACUUUACAAAGAGAGGCUGGGCCUGGGAUGGCAAAAAAGCCUUGGAAGCAGCCAAGAUCAAGAAAAAGGAACGUGACCUCAUACUAAAUAAGUCAACAAAUGCUUUUACUACUGGGAAGAUGACCCACCCACCAAACAUCCCAAAAGAACAGACCCCAGCUGGGACCUCAAAUGCAUCUUCAGUCUCUGUAAAACCUUCUGAAGAGAAGACUUCUGAAAGCAAAAAGACUUACAACAGCAUCAGCAAGAUUGAUAAAAUGUCCCGAAUUGUAUUCCCAGUCUUGUUUGGCACUUUCAACCUGGUUUACUGGGCGACAUAUUUGAAUAGGGAGCCUGUGAUUAAAGGAGCUGCCUCUCCAAAGUAAGCCACCACACUCCCAGACACCAAGGAAGCCAUACUUCCAGCAAAAUGGUACAAGGGAGAGGAUGAGCUAAGAGGACUCUCCAUAUUUGGGCACUUUCAGGAAACUUUUGCAUGUUUAAUAAUAUGUACAAAUAAUAUUGCCUUGAUGUUUCUAUAUGUAACUUCAGAUGUUUUGAAGAUGUCUCAUUGGUAAAUAAAGCAAACAACUUUCUAGAAAAACAGAAGGCAAUGACUCUGACACUCAGAUGCUCAGUAUCUCAACAUCGAUAGUUUACAACAAGAUAAGUAUAUUUUUAACUGUUCCAAGUGUUACCUAACAAUGUUUUUUAUACUUCGAAUGUCAUUUCAUACAAGAUUUCCCAACAGAUAAAUAUUUUAGGAAAUGCUCCAUGAUUAUUACUUGACCAACUAUUGCAAGAGACAAAGAUCACAGAGAGCACAUUUUUCAUUAAAAGGGAAACAGUGGACAUUUAUGUCCAAAAAUCAAUUGCCUUUGAUAAUUCUUACUAUUCUGAAAUUUGAAAAAGGUACUGCAUGAUCUGACAUUAUGAAAUAGAAUAGGCAAACAUUUAUGCAGAGAAAUUUAAUAACAGAAAUGUAUAGUAUACUAGAUUAGCCUACCAAAUAUUUCCCCAAGGAAAAUUUCUAAGCAGUUAGGCUUAAAAAUUCUUUUUUUUUUUUUCGUGUGUUGUGGGGGCGGAAGAAAUUUAUUUCCCACCCCACUUUAACCCCUCCACUAACUGAACAAUGACCAAGAAAGAAAAGGAGAUAUUAAAACAAAAAGAGGUUUGAUGACAUUCUUGGCCUUGACCCACAUGUUCACAGUCUCCAGAACAUUGACCACCUCCCGCUGCCAUCAGCGUGUAGUGCUUCAGUGGUGAGAAAUUGUAACUUGAGUUAUUUUCCAUUAUACUUCCUUGUAUGUAUUUCAUGAUUGACUUAUUGCUGUUAGCUUUUGUAUAUGAAUCUUCAAUGUUCAUUAAAAAACAAUAAAUGAACUGA
Molecule: messenger RNA, 2774 nt
Organism: Ictidomys tridecemlineatus (thirteen-lined ground squirrel)
Lineage: Eukaryota; Metazoa; Chordata; Mammalia; Rodentia; Sciuridae
Gene: Gabra5
Product: gamma-aminobutyric acid type A receptor subunit alpha5
Biological process (GO): gamma-aminobutyric acid signaling pathway; chloride transport; monoatomic ion transmembrane transport
Cellular component (GO): membrane
Molecular function (GO): GABA-A receptor activity; extracellular ligand-gated monoatomic ion channel activity
Source: RefSeq, a predicted model, not a curated record